AUGGCUCUAACCUGCGUAGGAGGGAAAAGUCGAGAGAAAAAAAGCCGAAUCACAGGAUCAGGUCGUGGUGAAAUAUAUGUUUCGAAUUGGUAUGCCUAUGAAGCCUUCAGUUUUCUGGGAGAUAGAAAUCACCCAGGAAACACACAAGAUACUUUAGGUGAAGAAAAUGCAAGUCUGGAUAAUACUCGAAAUGAUGACGGUCAUAACGAAGAAAGAAAUGAAACUUCAAACUCGACGAUAACGGAAGGACCUAAACAAAAGUCAACUAAACCUAAAAAGAGAUCCAAAAUGAACGAAAGUGAUGAUCUAACUGAUAACGCCAUAUCUGAAAUAUUAACACUUCUACAACAAUGUGCAAGCGAUAAUAUAUCGGAAAAAAUGAUCCCUAUAAUGUCCUGUUCUGACGAUACCGUGCUAGCAUUACUAGAAGAAUCUGGUGUCGAUUUUAGCAGCGACGAUGAUACCCAAGAUCCCACAUAUAAUGAACCCACGGAAAUCGCUACACAAGAGCGUCGAAGGUAUGAUUAUAGUGAUUCUUCUGUAAAUUCAGACUCCCAUAAUGUUGUUGAGCCACCAUCGCCGGCUUUAUCGAGUGGAUCUAUAAUACGCCAGGCAACUGGCUCUGGUUUACGCCGAGCAAGAUCUUCUCGUCGCCCUCGAAGGUCAGCUCAGCCAACCUACAGACAAAUACCGUCUCAAUCUCAACCUGAUGUUGUGGAUUUAUGGACUGGAAAUUUUGAACCUCUCGAAAUAAAUCUGUAUGAACCAAUAUACAUGCCAAAUUUCGACCAUAGGUGGUCAUACGAAUAG
Parnassius apollo (apollo) is the source of this 810-nucleotide messenger RNA. Lineage: Eukaryota; Metazoa; Arthropoda; Insecta; Lepidoptera; Papilionidae. The record is from the annotation of a GenBank genome assembly.